Messenger RNA from Boeremia exigua, 1166 nucleotides. RefSeq lists its product as uncharacterized. The record is from RefSeq and is a predicted model, not a curated record. The coding region runs from base 365 to 1030 and encodes 221 amino acids. Lineage: Eukaryota; Fungi; Ascomycota; Dothideomycetes; Pleosporales; Didymellaceae. The transcript has a single exon.
GACUUGUCUUCUGAUACCCUGCAGUCUUUGGUCUGGGUGUGGACUUCAGCUGAUCGACGCGUACCUAGCGCGUUUGGUCCUGACAUCAUCAGCUCCACCAAAAAUCAUCCCAUCAUCGACAACUUGCGAGCCGCAUCGCAAAGUGACACAUGCAUCGGCAUUGGUACCUGCAUAUGGGCGUGUUUGACAAAACAUAACAUCACCAUGUCGUCGGUGCUAUAUUUCAAUCCAAUUUCCAUAUCCACUGUUUCUUUCCCAUUAAACAGUGACUGACCACAACAAAUCCUUCAUUGCCCUUCAAAUACUCCCAUACUCAUUCGAGAAGCUAACCCCCUGACAUCUCUUUCUCCAAAAUCUCAUCAUAAUGUCUUUCCUCCUUCGAUCCUCCCGCCUCACGGCACCCGCACUCGCCCGCUUCACCACGCCCGUCUCCCAACGCGCCUUCAGCACAACCCUCCGAGCAGCUGUCGCCAUCGACUCCACCAUCCUCUCCCAGAUCACCGCUGCGGAAAAGACGCUCACCAACAAGGACGGGCCCACGCCCAACGGCCCCACAGCCCGCGCCCAGAAGCACGUCGGCCAGCAGCUCACCGCCCAGAUCAUCAGCGAGAUCACCGACGCCGAGAGGGAGAUCACUGGCUCGGACCAGCCAGCCAAGGGCGGCCCGACGGCGGUUGCGCAGAGCAUACUGACGAGCGAGGGGGGUGUUGGGGGGAACAACAAUGCCAACAACAAUGCCAACUCCAACAACAACUCAAGCCCAAGCUCCACCAACAACACCCAACACACCGGCACCCUCGACUCCUCCACCCUUCACGAAAUCACCAAAGCCGAAUCCAAAAUCACCGGCCAAACAGAGCCCGUGGCAGGCGGCCCCACCGCGCGCGCCCAGCAGCACGCCAACGAGCCCAUUACCAGCCAGGCGCUGCACGACAUCACCGAGGGCGAGAAGAAGGUCACGGGCGGCGAGCGGGUGAAGGGCGGGCCGACGGCGGCGGCGCAGAGCGAGUUGGGUAAGAGCCGGAACUAGGGUGUUAAGGGUGUAUGAUAUGUUGGAUUGAGGAAGUUGGUGUAUGAUAUGAGAGCGCAGUGAUUCGAUGGCGUGAUGGGGUUGAUGUAAGCAAGUGGUUGUUUUUACGCUGAGUAUGGUGGCUACGGCAUAGGCG